GUGACACACAGUCAGCCUUUGGGGAUGAGUUUCACAGAGGCAGCAAUGUGUUUUGUGCCCUGCUGAGUGGACUGUCACAGGAUCGUAUCAGCUCAUGUUGAGGAGACCAAAAGACACCAUGUAUAAAAGUGUUCCUGAUCAGUUGGAAGCUUGAGCGGCAGUGAUAUGAGUCUCUUGCUCUGGUUCGGUGGAGGCAGAUCGUUUCUGCUGCUUUUGAUCCUGCUGUGCUGUGGGACCCUGUCGAUCUGGACCAAGACCAGCAGACACCAAGGGUCCCGCAGACCCGUGCACAACCACACCGAUGACAUCAUACUGGCUGUCAUACUCCCUCAGCACAAUACGUCCUACCCCUGGGCAUGGCCUCGUGUGGGACCUGCGCUGGACCGCGCCAUUGCUCGCAUCAAUGCCGACCCCACCCUACUGCCCCGGCACCACGUCCGGCACAUCUUUGCCAACAGCGAGAAUGGGGACGGUAUCUGCUCAGAGUCCAUCGCCCCCCUCAUGGCCGUAGACCUGAAGUUCGAACACAACCCGUGGGCUUUCAUAGGGCCCGGCUGUGACUAUACCUCCUCCCCUGUUGGGCUGUUCACCGCUCAUUGGGGCCUCCCCAUGAUCACGGCAGGGGCCCCCGCCGUAGCUUUCGUGCAGAUGGGUGUAUUUGGGGGAAAUCUGUGGAAGCUGAAUGACUUUAGAAGAAAAAGUCAAAACCUGUAUGACUUCAUCUUCUAA
This is a messenger RNA of Sinocyclocheilus grahami, 729 nucleotides long. RefSeq names its product atrial natriuretic peptide receptor 1-like. Gene Ontology annotation, biological process: signal transduction. Lineage: Eukaryota; Metazoa; Chordata; Actinopteri; Cypriniformes; Cyprinidae. The transcript has 2 exons. The record is from RefSeq and is a predicted model, not a curated record. Gene Ontology annotation, molecular function: peptide hormone binding; natriuretic peptide receptor activity. Bases 166 to 729 code for a protein of 187 amino acids.